AAAACGAAACCACGUUCGAAUGCACUGAGGUUGGCCAACAGUUGAAACUUGAAGCAUAAAAGUUAUCCUUUUCUUUUAAAUAUCUCCGGCGAUUUCUUCCCUUUUCUGAGUUAUAAAAAUCCCAAAGACUCUGACUCCAGAGAUCAAAAGCCUCCUCACAGAAUCAGAGCUCAGACAACCCAAGCGCCAAAUCCUUUCUCUUGCAGAGACAAUGGCAGGUUAUCCACCAGGACCACCCGGUUACGGCUACGGUGCACCACCGCCCCAGCCAUACGGAUCGGCACCAUACGGAGCGCCACCAGCACAGCCAUACGCCCCGGUCGCCCCGUAUGGUGCCCCAUCGGCGCAUUACGUGCCAACUGAGAAGCCUCCCAAGGACAAGCACCAGGGAGCUGGUCUAGCACAGCCAUACGCUCCGGCUGCUCCCUACGGUGCCCCCUCCGCACCCUACGGCCAUGCACCGGGUGAGAAGCCUCCCAAGGACAAGCACAACGGAAUGGGAGGAUAUCCACCGGCGGCUGCCCCACUUCCAUUUGCUAGCCCAUUUGCCGCUCUGCUGCCGUCGGGGUUCCCACCAGGGACGGACCCGACUCUGGUGGCAUGUUUCCAGGCGGCCGACCAGGACGGCAGUGGGUUCAUAGACGAUAAGGAGCUGCAGCGGGCGCUCUCUACCUACAGCCAGAGUUUCAGCAUCCGAACUGUUCGCCUCCUCAUGUACCUCUUCACCGGAACCAACACCUACAAGAUAGGACCAAAGGAAUUCACUACACUGUUUUACAGUCUUCAGAACUGGAGGGCAACCUUCCAAAGGUUCGACAGAGAUCAAAGUGGGAAGAUUGACGUAUCAGAGCUGCGAGAGGCACUUCUAAGCCUUGGUUUUGCUGUUUCUCAAAUAGUCUUGGAUUUGCUCGUCUCCAAAUAUGACAAAUCCGGUGGUAAAGCCAGGGCAAUUGAAUACGACAAUUUCAUCGAGUGCUGCCUAACGGUUAAGGGAUUGACAGAUAAAUUCAAGGAAAGGGACACCAUGUUCAAUGGUUCUGCAACUUUCACCUACGACAUGUUCAUGCUGGCUGUUCUGCCCUUCCUUAUUGCAUAAGACAACCUAAUUAGAUGUUUGCUAUUUAUUUGGUUUUCCUUUAUCUAAUCUGAAGGUUUCUACAUAAGGGAAUGAAUUGUUUUUUAUUAUUGCAAUGCUUUUGUCUUUUGGUUGGCCUUUUUAGGAAUUUUUACAUCAGGAAUGAAUUGUAUUUGUAAUUCAUAAUUUCUUCACCUCACUGCAGCAGAAGCAAUAACACCACCAUCUUUUCUUC
Molecule: messenger RNA, 1310 nt
Organism: Nelumbo nucifera (sacred lotus)
Lineage: Eukaryota; Viridiplantae; Streptophyta; Magnoliopsida; Proteales; Nelumbonaceae
Product: calcium-binding protein CBP-like
Molecular function (GO): calcium ion binding
Source: RefSeq, a predicted model, not a curated record